This is a messenger RNA of Emiliania huxleyi CCMP1516, 2835 nucleotides long. RefSeq lists its product as hypothetical. Gene Ontology annotation, molecular function: small GTPase binding; GTPase activator activity. The transcript has 9 exons. Bases 1 to 2835 code for a protein of 944 amino acids. The record is from RefSeq and is a predicted model, not a curated record. Lineage: Eukaryota; Haptophyta; Isochrysidales; Noelaerhabdaceae. Gene Ontology annotation, biological process: activation of GTPase activity; nucleocytoplasmic transport. Gene Ontology annotation, cellular component: cytosol; perinuclear region of cytoplasm; nucleus.
AUGGUCAAGAACCACCAGCACGGAGCGAUUGGCGCUGUCAAGCAUGGCUCCGGAGACCACCUCCGAGACCAGGUAGCCAAGCGCUCGCGGCUCGGCGAUGCAGCGACUGAAGGCCUCGAGCCAGCGCAGCACGAAAGGCUGGCUGCCGUGUGUGCUCGCGAGCACGUACACCUGGCCAGCGAGAUCGCGGAGGGCUCCGCCUUUGGCGCAUUGAUCGAGGCUCUUUCGGCCCCGCACUGCCGCGCAACCACAGUCGACAUGCAGCGCCUCGGCUCGUUAGCAUUCGUGACCAUCUCCGCGCUCGGCCGCAAGUCACCUUGCUUCGGCGAACGUAGGAAUGGGAUCGGCGUGCAGGGCGGCAUGUCAUUGGGCGACGCGAUUGGCCGGAACCAGACGCUCACCCGCCUAAAUUUGAGCCUGAACGACAUCGCACCGGAGGGCGGCGCCUCGCUCGCCCGCGGGCUGCGCAGCAACACCUCGCUCACGCAGCUGACGCUGGUGCGGUGUGGCCUCGGCCCGGGCGGCGGCAGGGCGCUCGGCGAGGCCCUCGAGACCAACCGCCACUUGCUCAGCCUGGACGUCGAGCAAAACGACUUGGGAGUCGAGGGCGGUGUCGCGUUUGGCAGGGCGCUCGCGGUCAACACCUCCCUCGCCACGCUGGGCAUGAGGUCCAACCGCAUCGGGUACGGCCUGGAGCGUGCGACGGCGUUCGCCAAGGCACUGGAGGUCAAAUCGCCGCUUCACGAGCCUCGGCAUGUCCGUGACACCCUCACGCGGCUGGACCUGAGCGACAACGCGAUCGGGAGCGACGGCGUCUCGUCGCUCGCCGACGCCGUCGCCGGCAGCGGUUCGCUCGCCGACCUGGACGUGUCGCUGAAUGCUCUCGGCGGCGUCGGUGGCGCGCUGCUCGCUGCGGGCGUUGGGCGGUCGCGCGUGCUGCGCAGGCUGACACUCGACCGCAACGGGCUGGGCGCUGCAGGGGGUGCGGCGCUCGCCGCCGCCCUCCUCGGCCACGAGGCUUGCGCGCUGGUCUCUCUCAGCGCGGCAGGCGCGUUCCGCUUCCUCGCGCGCGCUCGCCUCACGAACACUCGGCUGCAGCUCCCGCGCAACGACGUCGACGACGGCGGCGGUGUGGCGCUGUGCGAGGCGUUUGCGGCACACCCGGCGCUGCGCGAGCUUGAUCUCUCCUCCAACAUCAUCACCGCACUGCCCAUCGAGACGCAGGGCGGCGGCUCGCGGCUCGACCUGUCUGGCAACGUGCUCACCUCGCCGCCGCUCGCGCACCGCGCAGGCUCCCAGGCGUUGGGCGACUACCUCGCCAUGCUGUCGGCCGAGCCGCAGGCGGUCUCUCGGAUCCGGCUCAUGGUGGUUGGCUUCGGCGGCGUCGGGAAGACAACCUUUUGCGGCGCCGCCACGUGCCCGCCCGAGGUGCGGCCAACCUACGCGGCCUCGCUCCUACAUUGCUCGCAGUGGGACGCGGCGGCGGUGGCGGCGUGGGCGCGCGGCCUGGGCGCGCAGCGAGGCACCGAAUGGGCGAGCAAGGCGGCCGCCGCUCUCUCGGCGGCGGCGCUCGCCCUCGCAGUCGGCUCGCUGCUGCGAAAGGGCUAUUUCUCGACCGUGGGCGCCGUCAAGGUCGACGGGGCCAUUUCGGUGAUAAGAAACAAGAACCUCGUUCGUGCGCACGGGUUGCCAUCGUCCCGCACGGGAACAUCGUCCGCGCACGGGUUGCCAUCGAGUGGCUGCGGGUUCGAGACCCUAAACCUGACGCCAGAGGCGCAGCUACCAGAGGUUCUUGUGCGGGACGAUGGCAACCCGUGCGCCUAUUUUGUCGUGGCGGCGCUGCAGCACGGGUACUCCGCUCCAGAGGCGCAGCUACCGAUGCUGAUGAGCCUCGUGUGCAGCCUCGAGCUCUGCGUCGAGCUCUCUCGCCUCGAGAAGGACGCGGCGGGCUGCGGCCGCUUCCUCUUCCCCUGCCUGCUGCCCCUCGUCAGCGCCCCCGAGCUCGCGUGCCACUGGCCGGCGGCAGAAGCAACUGCGACCCCGACCGCCGCGCUCGUCAUGCGGGGGCACCGCUUCCGAGCCCGCGACCGCUUCCUUCCGCCGGGCGUGUUCCCGAUGCUCGUCGCGCGCCUCGCGCGGCUGCCGGCCGGGAGCGUGAGCGCCACGCGGCUCUGGCGCGACGCGGCGGUGGUCCGCUUCCGCGCCGCAUCCGCGCUGCUGCGCGUCGACCUCGCCGCCGCCACCCUCGACAUCGUCGUGGCCGCGCCGAACGACGCUUCUCACUUUGUGGGCGCCGCCAAGGGGCAGGCGAGCGCUGUGCGAUGGCUCGCCCACCUGGUCCGGCAGAUGCUCGCCAGGGGGUACCCCAGCAUCACCUUUGACGAGGCCUGGCUCUGCCCUACGCCGAGCUGCCACGGCGUGCCGUGCGGCGGUGGCGACGGCGACGAAGGCGCACCCGUAGCUGGCGCGGCGGCAGAUCGCGGCUUCGGCACCUACUGCGGAACGGAGUUUCCUCUCGAGCCGACCGCAGCUAAGCCAGGCCACGCUUGCGAGCACGAGGGCUGCUGGAACUUUCUGGGCACCGGGCACAGGCUGGAGCCGCUGCAGCUGCGGGCGGCGGCUGCGGGCGCCGAGGCACCCGCUGUCUGCGCCUCGUGCGGGCAGCAGCCGUACUUCCCCCUGCGCGCAGGCGGCGGGUUUGGGUGGGCGGCAAAGGAGGACGCCGAGCUGCUGCGCGGGGGCAUGAGCGUCGCGCAGCCGCGCGCGGGCAUCGGGUGCAAGGUGGGCGAACUGCACGAGGACGUCGGACGAGACACAAAGCGGUUGGGAAGCUGA